This is a messenger RNA of Helianthus annuus (common sunflower), 918 nucleotides long. RefSeq names its product 36.4 kDa proline-rich protein-like. Lineage: Eukaryota; Viridiplantae; Streptophyta; Magnoliopsida; Asterales; Asteraceae. The record is from RefSeq and is a predicted model, not a curated record. Bases 1 to 918 code for a protein of 305 amino acids. The transcript is spliced from 2 exons.
AUGGCGAUGUCUACUGCACCCAUUGUUCCCCAUGACUUUGACCCGGAUCCUGAGGUUGAGUUUGUACCCGCUGGGCCCCCUCUCGCUGACCCAGAGCCGGAUAUUGCACCAGAGCCGGUUCUUGCUCACGACCCUAUGGAUGUUCCAGCUAUUGCCCUUUUGCCUGAUCCUUUACCAGAGCCUGAUCACGUUGAUAUACCAGUCGUGGCGCCACCCGUUGUUGAUGCACCAGUUGUUGCACCACCAGUUACUGAUGUUCCUGUUGUUGUUGCACCACUGCCCGACCCAGCCCCUGUGUUUGUUGACCGUGCACCAUUUUCCACACAUGUCGAUCCUAGAUAUGCUGACACCCGUAAUGGGUGGAUUGAGGACGACGAUUAUCCUCCUUUUGUCCUACCAGUCACACCCCCUGCUGCACCUGACAUUCCUCCUCCCCGUCCAGGGGAAGGACCUUCUACACAGCAGCACAAGCACAUGCCACUUACAACAGCAACUUUUCCAUUUAUGCCCCCUUUUGCACCUACUGCACACGCUGCUUUUCCUUCGUCAGCACCCUCGGGCGAGCCAUUUAUGUGGUCAUCGCCCAAUGUCAUGCCUUUGUCAGAUCCAUACCAUCCUUUUCAUGUUGGGUAUACGACAGAUGAUAUACUUAUAUCCUUGCAGUUACAGCAGGAUAUGUUGAGCCGGAGAGUCGCGGAGCUUGAGAGGAUCUCGCAUCCUCCAUCUUUUGCUGAUCCUCCACAGACCGUUUUUCCACCUGCUCCAUCAUUUCCUUAUCCAGAUUAUCACACCCGAUUCCUAACGAUGGAGCAGCAGAUCGCUUGUUUGAUGCGUUUUAUGCAUGCACUCGAGGAGGAUUUGGUGUAUUUGCGCCGUUUGCUUUUCUUUCCACCUCCUCUUCCUCCCCCAUCAGCUUGA